UAUUUUUUUUAUUUUAAAAAAAGAAUAAAAAGUGCGUUAUCUACCCCUUCCAAUUAGGUCAAACCCACCCCAAUUUCGGCUAUAUAUACCCCAUCAUAGAGCAAUCGUUGCCUUUUUUCCUCCAAGCUUUGGUUGCAUCGCCCCUCUGUAGUCUUUCUUCAAAUCUAGUGUUUAUUGUCAUCAACAGAUUACACAUCCAUUCGAUUUCUCCAUUCUAUGACCUGGGUUUUUCCUUGAUUCGAUGAUUUCAUAUUCUUAAUGAGUUUUCUUAUGCGCCGGAUUCGGAUGCUGCACUCCUUCUCGGUUGUGUUUCUCUACUGGUUCUACGUGUUUUCAUGAAUUAAAUCACUUUCACAUUUAGUAUUUCUUGUUAUUUUUGGAAUCCCAAUUCUAUUUUGCCCUAUUCUGAAAACCCUAACACCCAAUUUCCCCUUUGGCCUGGAAAGAGAAAACUUCAAACGCCCAAUUUUCCUUUGAUCCAAGAAGAGGAAAUUUCGAAUAACCUUUUGGAAUUUCAAGCUUAAGAGAAACCAACCGUUUAUUAAUUGCCAAAGAUAGAUAGAUGGAUUCAGUGAAACAGACGGCAAGUUCAGGAUCCGAUGGGAAUAAGCGGUACGCGGGGGUGGACGACAGGAAAAGGAAGAGGAUGAAAUCCAACAGGGAAUCAGCUAGGAGGUCCCGUAUGAGGAAGCAGCAGCAUGUGGAAGGUCUGAUUAGUCAAGUGACCCAGCUGCAAAACGAGAACAGGCUCAUUGAGGAGAAGAUCAAUAGCGUUGCCAAUGUCUACGUUGGGAUUGCAUCUCAGAACAAUGUCAUGAGAGCUCAGCUUGCCGAAUUGACUGAUCGGCUUCGUGCACUGAAUACGGUUCUCCAGAUUGCGGAGGAAGUUGUUGGGUACACAGUGGACAUCCCUGAAAUUCCAGAUGCUUUGCUGGAACCAUGGCAGCUCCCCUGUCCAAUGCAGACAGUUGCUGCUCCUUCAAGCAUGUUUCGGUGCUGAAUUCUUCCAUCAGCACCAGAAGAAGUGCGUCUUGAGAUGCUAUGUUGAUUUCGAUUUCGUGGUUUAAGUUGGUUACCACGGUCUUUUUCGUAGUAUAUGUUUAUAAGCUUAUAUGCUUUUAUCUGUUUAAGUUUGCUAUGUGUGUUUUGGUGCCUUGAAUGGUAGGGCCUCAGAUCGUACUGUCAAUGUGUUUUUAGCUUGCUUUAAUGUCAGAACAAUUGGUGUUUUCUAUAUAUUGUCGGAUGGUUGAUUUGUGUUCGUGUUUGUGUUUGCCACUGCCUUGCUGAUACUCUUGUGUUUCGAAUGCAUUCAAAUCUUUUCUCCGUAUAUAGAACAUGUGUUUGUAUGUGUGUGAAUGUAACUUGGUUUGAUUCAUUAGUCGGGGAUGGUUCUUGGAAUUUGUGGUAGUGCUCCUACAUCAAGCCAAACACGUGGCAAUUGCUUGUGGGGAGUAACCUCUCUUUCAUUGUUCUGGGUUCAGAAUACGAGUAAUUGAUACGGUUGUGGAUCAGUUAUCCUCCUGUCCCUGCUCAACGGUGAUUACGAGUAAUCAAUAUUUUUUGUAGGGUGUUGAAGAUGUUAACUCAAUGCCAAUUAAUACUAUUACUCAUUCCUAUUUCAAUGGUUACUUUGUAGUAAGUUGGUUGGCCUGGCCAGCUUUAUUUCAAUUCAUUUGGUCCAAGUGUGCUUGCGAGGAUCGCUACAAUUUUACAAUGGAUUGUUGAUGUCUCCAGUAUGUAUGUAACUAAAUGCAAGAUUGAAUCUGGAAGACACCACUUUAGUUUAAAGGCUGUGUCUUUUACAUAUUCGUCACCUAAAUUGUAUACUAUUAUGCGUGUCUACCAAUACUGGCGUUGCCCUUUGAGAGGGUACAAACUACAGGCAUUCCAGUGUUUGGAAGGAGAGAUAGGAUCCAGGACUACUUCUCUGCCCUUUGAGAGGGUACAAACUAUAGGCAUUCCAGUGUUUGGAAGGAGAGAGAGGAUCCAGGACUACUUCUCUGCGUGGACUGGUGGUACGAAUAUACCCCUUAACGAGUUACAGUAGUAGUUCAGAAGUUCAGCACAUGAAUCAAUUUAACGAGACUUUCACUACAUCUUAUCCGAUAUACUAUAUAUAUCAAGAACAUGUGGAAGCAAGAUUUGUAAGAUCUUACAAGUAGGAUCAAGAAUCGUGUUCCGAAAUUACUCAAACAUUCGGAAUUAAGCUCAUCCUUGACCACAAGAUUACAUUUCACUGCACGUGAUGUGGGUGAGAAAAUUAUACUCAAAUCUAUACUAGUAAAGAAACUAAACUUGGAAGGAGGUAAUUCAGUUUGGGAAAUCUUUUACUAGUAUCAUCCAAAUAAGCAGCUCUGGCUCCUGUCAAAGAAAACAAAUAACACAAAAAAUAGAUGCAUUACCAAACGUAUUUAUCAUUCAAGGAGUAUUCAACAGGACAAGUCCGAUGAUAUCAUUAUACAACCAACAAAAGUCUAAACAGUUCAUUUGUCAUCAUAAAAGAAAGCAGGACAAGAAAUCAUGAAUCAAUUAUCAUAAGUGCGGCACUCAUCGGUCUCCGGGUUAUCCUUGCAGAAGGUCUCAAGUGGGUCGGAGUCCUUCUUCUUGUCCCUGGCAUGGCUAGCCGCUGCGCUCAGCUCCUCCACCUCAUCCCACGCUGCUGCGCACUCUCCGCUCACCGGAUCCUCGGAGCAUUUCUCCUCCGCGCUCUUGAUGCUCUCUUCCACCUUCUCCGAUAUCUUCUCCGGUGCUGCAGCCACGGGCCGGACGUACAUGCGGCCCGCCCCGAAUUGGUUGGAUCUCUUCCAUGGGUUGUUCAGCCAGGGGGAUGCUAUGGUGUGGACCUUAGAUGGGUCUGAGGCCUUGGCCAUGAUUCUUGGCGUUGAGAGGCUCACACCAGAAAUUGUUGCCAUUCUUGAGAUUUUUGGGGAAGUGAUAAUAACCGUGCAGUGCAGUGCAGUAGUUC
Molecule: messenger RNA, 2965 nt
Organism: Rhododendron vialii
Lineage: Eukaryota; Viridiplantae; Streptophyta; Magnoliopsida; Ericales; Ericaceae
Product: bZIP transcription factor 53
Exons: 2
Coding region: 563-1000 (145 amino acids)
Biological process (GO): positive regulation of DNA-templated transcription
Cellular component (GO): nucleus
Molecular function (GO): transcription cis-regulatory region binding; DNA-binding transcription factor activity
Source: RefSeq, a predicted model, not a curated record